Molecule: messenger RNA, 1083 nt
Organism: Epinephelus moara (kelp grouper)
Lineage: Eukaryota; Metazoa; Chordata; Actinopteri; Perciformes; Serranidae
Gene: dynll2b
Product: dynein, light chain, LC8-type 2b
Exons: 3
Coding region: 145-414 (89 amino acids)
Biological process (GO): cilium assembly; microtubule-based process
Cellular component (GO): cytoplasmic dynein complex
Molecular function (GO): dynein light intermediate chain binding; dynein intermediate chain binding
Source: RefSeq, a predicted model, not a curated record
CAGCCAAUCAGAGGGCGGCUGUGCUGUGGAGGGCGGAACUGAGACGCACGCUUCCUUUGCAUAAAUGAACCAAAAACUGUGCAGCUGCCCGUAACGUGCUACAUUAAACUGUUCAACGGAGCCGUUAGACGACUAAAAGCCAAAAUGACUGACAGGAAGGCAGUGAUAAAGAAUGCAGACAUGCCUGAAGAGAUGCAGCAGGAUGCUGUGGACUGUGCCAUGCAGGCUAUGGAUAAGUACAAUAUUGAGAAGGAUAUUGCCGCCUUUGUCAAAAAGGAGUUUGACAAGAAGUACAACCCCACAUGGCACUGCAUAGUCGGGAGGAACUUUGGCAGCUAUGUGACGCAUGAGACGAAGCAUUUCAUCUACUUCUACCUGGGCCAAGUGGCCAUUCUACUCUUCAAGUCGGGCUGAAAUCCAAACAUGCCCUCCCAAAACUACUUUAAAUUCAGCCCACAAUACUUCUGUGCCAUGCUGUACAUUGGCUACCACCUUUCUGCAGACAUGCCUACCUCCUGGUUUCCUGCUUGCGUCAGUCUGUUAUUGUUUGCCACCUACAACACUACAACCAUCGCUGAAUGGCGCUUUAGUCAUGCCUGGACUGAUGUGCCAUUUGUAGAAAAUGCCAAUUUCAAACUACUCUCCAUUCCAGCACUCAGUCAGCAUUUUCACAUCUGACAGACUCACCAUGAUGCAUAGUUUCUGCGUAUUGUUUUUGCUGUGCGUUGAUGCACGGGCCUUGUACAUUGUUUCAUAUCGAUAUGUUGUAUAAUAACUUAUUUUUCAUGAUAUUAAAAAGAGCAACAGACAGUUUUUGUUGAAAUGCCUUUACUUUUCAGUGUUGACUGAGAUUGAAUAUAAAUUCCAAGACUGUUGCUUACACUUAAUAAAGAGAGUUACAUGCCAAGAGAUUUCAGGUUUUGUACAUGCUUGAACAUUCCUGUUCCCACUUCAGUUGUGAAUCUUUACAAUGUUACUGCUGUAUAUCUCUGGAAUGUAAUUUAGUGUGCAGUUUGGUAUUGUGAUAUUUUCAACAUGUUGAGCACAAAACAACUUUGACACAGUAAAUUGGUUCAAAAUGUG